This is a messenger RNA of Erythranthe guttata (spotted monkey flower), 1126 nucleotides long. RefSeq names its product Pentapeptide repeat-containing protein. The record is from RefSeq and is a predicted model, not a curated record. Lineage: Eukaryota; Viridiplantae; Streptophyta; Magnoliopsida; Lamiales; Phrymaceae.
AAAAAAAAAAAAAAAAAACCCCUUAUCCAAAAUCAUUCCCUCCAUUCUGCUCUCUGCUUUGUCUCCAUCUUCAACAAAUCCUUCAAUCAAGAACCAAAUCAAGAAAAUUAAAAACCCUAGUUCUUGAAAAAAAAAUAAAAAAUGGCCCUCUCUUCAAUCUCCUUACUACCCUUGAAAUCCAUCAAUGGCGGAAUUUCUUCCUCAUCUCUCCACACCCCUUCAAAAGAAUCAAAACCCUUGUCCAUUUCUUGCCAAUUCGAAACCCACAACAGCAGAAAUCAAACAGAAUCCAAGAAGUGGAUAAAGCUUGUUUCAACUUCACUAGCAGCAGCUGUAAUUGCCUUCAGCUCUGUCAACGUACCCGCCAUGGCCGAGCUUAACAAGUUCGAAGCAGAAACCAGAGGCGAAUUCGGAAUCGGAUCCGCCGCUCAAUUUGGUUCUGCUGAUCUCAAGAAAGCAGUUCAUGUGAAUGAAAAUUUCAGAAGAGCGAAUUUCACGUCUGCCGAUAUGAGGGAAUCGAAUUUCAGCGGCUCGACUUUCAACGGUGCUUAUCUUGAGAAAGCUGUUGCAUACAAAGCCAAUUUCACAGGUGCGGAUUUCAGCGACACUCUAAUGGACCGCAUGGUUCUAAAUGAAGCUAAUCUGACGAAUGCGGUGCUAGUUAGAUCGGUGUUGACACGUAGUGAUCUCGGGGGUGCUAUAAUUGAAGGUGCCGAUUUUAGCGAUGCUGUUUUAGACCUUCUUCAGAAACAGGCACUUUGCAAGUACGCAAACGGCACAAAUCCGAUAACGGGAGUGAGUACGAGAAAAAGCCUAGGUUGUGGGAAUAGCAGAAGAAAUGCAUACGGAUCGCCUUCUUCCCCUUUGCUAAGUUCACCGCCACAGAAACUCCUCGAUCGAGAUGGUUUUUGCGAUCCCGCCACCGGUCUCUGUGAAGCUAGCUAGCUAGCUGAAUUCAUUGUUCAUGUUUGAGUGUGCUUCACAAUAAGAACUGUGUUUUUUUUUUUUUUUUGGAAUUGCUAAAAAAUGUACAAUUAUUUUGACAUUGAAAGUGUGUAUAAAAGAAGACAUCAAGAAUGUAAAUUUUAAUUUCACUUCUAAAUGUAUCAAAACCUUUUGUUUAUUG